Fusarium proliferatum ET1 is the source of this 2286-nucleotide messenger RNA. RefSeq lists its product as uncharacterized. Bases 1 to 2286 code for a protein of 761 amino acids. The record is from RefSeq and is a predicted model, not a curated record. Gene Ontology annotation, cellular component: centrosome; cytoplasm. Gene Ontology annotation, molecular function: dynein light intermediate chain binding; microtubule binding. The transcript is spliced from 7 exons. Lineage: Eukaryota; Fungi; Ascomycota; Sordariomycetes; Hypocreales; Nectriaceae. Gene Ontology annotation, biological process: cytoplasmic microtubule organization; cytoskeleton-dependent intracellular transport.
AUGCCAGGCUAUAGUGUCAACGCGCAGGCUGCGCUCAUCAAGGCCAUCAAACGAGUCUUCGAGCCGAAACGCAUGGUAGAAUCAGUCGAGGACCUCAUCGACGGUGUCACCCUUGGUCUAAUUCUACAUCAACUGGAUCCUAGCUUUGACACGUCCGCCCUCGAGACAAAUUCCAACACAUCCCGCUAUUUGACAAACAAGCGCAACAUUCAGAGCAUCUACAAGGGUCUCUUCCGCUACAUUCGACGAGCAGUUCCCGAGCUUGCUUGUCAGGCAAAAAAGUUCGACUAUCAUGCAAUCGCUGAGAAUCCCGAUGCUCAAGGCAUCAGUCAGCUCUUGGCUGUCAUGUUGGGAGUGGCCGCACUAGGUCCCGAAGCCCAGCAUUAUAUUCCUCGGAUAACAGGUCUCGACAAACACACUCAGGCAGAGAUUAUGCAAAUAAUCCAGACAAUACAGCAGGAUAUUAACAGCUCACAAGGCGACGAUGAUGUGGAUGAAGCCAUCGACGCUGUUAUGGAGGCGCGAGACAUUGAUCUACUCGUUGAAGAGCAGAAUGCAGCCUUGCGGUCGCAACUUGACUUAACAAAGAGACAACUGUCAGAUUAUAUCACCAGGCUUGAUCAUUUACAAACAAGUCACGAAGAGCUCCGGUUUGAUAAAGAGAAGAACGACCGAGAGCUGGAGGUCUUGCGGAAGGCCACUAUAGAUGGUGCUAACAAUGCCGAGAUGAUCAAAAACCUAGAGAUUCAGGUGCAUGACCAGAUGGAACUCAUUGCUAGACAUGAGGAAACAAUACGAAGAGACGAGCGCAUCAAGUCGCAACUCGAAGCUGAAGUCCUCAAAUUGACAGAAAAAUGCAAAGAGGCAGAAGAGCUUCGCGACCAAGCAACGGAAUGGAAACACAAAGCUGAGGAUCUCGAGAAGAAGGCCAAUACUGCAGAGCGGUAUAAGCAGAAACUCGAGUCCCAGCAACAUCUCGUCAAGGAGGUGCAAAACCUACAAUAUGAGAAAACGGAGUUACAAGACCAAAUUAAAAUCCUGCUGGAAGAUCAAGAUAGGGGGAAUCGGACGAGGAAAGCAGAGGAUGAGUUGACCAAGAUGAUUACUCAAUCCGAGCAACAUCUUUGGGACGAACGCAGCCAAAAGAACCAGCUGAUGAAGGACAUCGCAGCACUGGAGGACGAGGUGAUUCGCUUGAGGGCACGUCAAAGCCACGAUGAGAACUUCAUCAAGGAUCUCCAGGAGCAACUAGAGAGUGGAGGAGCCGCACAAAGCGCAGAACCCGGCGCGUUAGGUCUGACAGGAAAUCUCGAGGAUGAACUUAACGAUGCAGCUACCGAGGACGGCCAACCUAGCCAAGUUAACCUGCCCCUAGAACUAUCUCGCCUAAAGGCCGAGAACGAUUUGCUGCGUAGCACAGUCGGCUCUGGGGAUACCGCGCCACUACGCCGAGAGCUGGACGAAGAGAAGCGACAACGUGCUCACCUUCAAAAGAACUAUAACGACAUUUUCGAAAAGCAUGCUGUUUUGCAUGAUCAAAUGGAGGCUCUGAUCAACAACAUGACCGGCGAAGGGACCAAGGCCUUUCUCAACAUUAAACAGUCAUUAUUGCAGUGCGAAUUCGAACUCGAACAGUCGAAGAAGAGGGAGAAGGACCUCUCCGUUCAGGUGGCAGAUCAAGGCCGCGAACUUCUUGCUGCUAAGGCUCAGCUCUCGGCUCUCGACAAAGAAGGGGCAGAUGCUCUUAAGGAGCUCAAGGGCGCUGAUGUUACCAUCAUCUCGUCCCUCAAGUCUGAGCUCGACUACACAAGAGAGCAGCUCAGCUACACUAUCGCCGAGAGAGAUGCGCAGCAAACCCAGCUCGUCGAUGCUCUCCUUACCAAGGAUAAGCUGCGUAAGGAGGUGGAAGAGGGCCGGGAGCUGCAAGACAUCAAUGGCACAGGCGAUGCACCACCUGACCCCAGCAAGAAGGGUGAGCUGAUUGAGAAGCUGCGUGCCCGCCUCAGAGAAAUCCGCGAGCAACUUGAACGAUCGGAGACGGACAGGAUCGACCUACAACGUAAACUCAAGGCUGCACACGAUGGCGAGGCUGUGGCUGCACAAAAGGCCGCGAGCGAUCAAAUUAUCCGGAACCUUGAAAGAGAAAACGCUCUCAUCUCAUCAGCAUGGUAUGAUCUUACGAGCCGGCUUCAGAGCAACCAUGUCGUUUUGCAAAGGCGGCACGAAGCUCCGCGGAGCUGGCUUAACAAGCAGAGGCAGAUGGUCAAUGCGACCCCGAAGCGAUAG